Molecule: messenger RNA, 1127 nt
Organism: Prorocentrum cordatum
Lineage: Eukaryota; Dinophyceae; Prorocentrales; Prorocentraceae
Source: the annotation of a GenBank genome assembly
GUCCCCCGAAGCAGGCGCCCGGCAGCUCUCCGAGGCAGGCGCCCAAAGAGCUCGCCGCAGCAGGUCUGCGCGACGGUCGGGGCGGCGCUGCCCAGGCCGUCGUCGGAAACCUGGCGACCGCGCCGAAGAUUUCAAGCAGCUCCGCGCCCCGUUCGUGGGCCAGUGGUCAGAACAUCUCGGUGAGUUCCAGGGCGCGGCUGCCCUUCGCGCCGCUCUGUCGCGCGCGCUCCUCGACGAAGCGCGCGGAGAGCGGCGUCGCGUUCGCGGCGCUGUUAGUGGCCGUCGGAAAAUUCCACGACGGCGUCUAUAUGCUGCUGCGCCUGCUGCGCGUGGCCGUCGACCAGGGCUUUCCUGCCAUCGUGGUCGCUCUCGAGGUGGAGCUGUCGUCGCCCCGCGGCGCCUGCGCGCGCGCCGCCGGGCCGGAAUGCGUCGAGUCCAUCUUGCAGCGGCCGCGCGCCAACUCCACCUGCGCGGUCCCGCGGGCGUUCGCAGGCGAUGCCGUGGCGCGCGUCGAGGGCGUGGAGAAGCAGAUGGCGCGGGACCUCGUGGGCGUCGGCGGCGUCUUCUUCGCGGGGCUCGUCGAGGCCGAGCUCGGGGUCUCGCCCAAAACCGCCAUCGUCGCUUCUAGCCGCGCCAUCGCCUUGUCCGUGCACGUGGCGUUGCGGGCGCGGGGGAUGCGCGUCGAGGUCGCCGGCAGCUGCGUCGACCUGGGCAUCGACGCGGCAGGCGCCGAGCCGCGCGUCUCCGCCGAGGCGCAGGUCAGGGCGUCCAAGGCGAGGGCUCGGACGCGAUGCCUUCUUUCGAAGUUCCGCAAGCACGCCUCGCUCGCCAAGGUCGCGAGAGGCUUCCGGGGGGCUGGGCCCCGACCACAGGGCACCUACGGGCGCCAGAUCAUGGGCCUGUUCCAGUCGCAGGCGCUGCUGCAGCGUCGACGGGCGCUGCGGGCCACUGGCGGCAAGUCGCUGGGCAGAUGCUUCCCCGCGGCGUUGGCUGCCGCCCUCGGCGACGAAGACCCAGCCGUGGAUCUCGGGCGCCAGUCUUUGCGCGAGCGGCUCACGUUCUGGUUCGACCAUCCGCGGCGCCGCCUUCGCAUCGAGCAGGCAGGGCGCAGGGCCAAAUUGCAGGCG